This is a messenger RNA of Xiphophorus maculatus (southern platyfish), 1966 nucleotides long. It is a transcript of the gene pcgf6, whose product is annotated as polycomb group ring finger 6. Gene Ontology annotation, biological process: regulation of transcription by RNA polymerase II. The record is from RefSeq and is a predicted model, not a curated record. Gene Ontology annotation, cellular component: PRC1 complex. Lineage: Eukaryota; Metazoa; Chordata; Actinopteri; Cyprinodontiformes; Poeciliidae. The transcript is spliced from 10 exons. The coding region runs from base 551 to 1312 and encodes 253 amino acids.
AAAUAACCAUUAAACUGAAAUUGGCUGUUCGUUUAUAUUUGGCUGAUGAAGCUAUUUAUAUAAUAACGAUCUAUUAGGGAGCUCUGUCACUCCUAGUAACGCUUUUAUUUCGAAAAAACCAUACCGGAAGCGGUGACGUUAUCCAGGCUGCAAACUAAGCGCGAGGGAAAUUCAGUUGGACGAAAGAUAGUGUAGCAGAAAAGUAUUUAAAUUGUGUCAUUUUUAUUUUGUAGCGCGUUAAAAUAUAAGUUUGUGGAAAUAUAAAUCGAAUGACGCUUUUGUCUGCGCUAAGAAAUUGUUAAUAUUAGCAUACAGUUAGGCGCGUGUUAUUGUUUUGUUCUGCGAUUCACGGUGCGGAGGCUAACGCUAGCCGACUAGUGCUGUGUUGUUUACAUGACGAAAAGUUUAAGGAUAGAAGGGUUCCACAUUUUAACACAAGCAGAAUUAAAGGGCAAACUUGUUUAUCAAUUUACUAACAAGUAAAAGAGACUAGAGAAAGUAUUGUAGUGCGGUUCACAGCCGUCGAGGAUGUCAGUUGGUCGAAGAAGUCAUGACGGAACCACCAACGUUACAGGCAGCGACACUGACGACGAAACCAAGCUUCCUCUCACUCAGUUUUAUCCUUACAUCCGCUGUACUGUUUGCUGCGGCUUCUUCAUCGAUGCCACCACGAUCACAGAGUGCCUGCACACAUGUGAGCACAAAACUACGGAGGGAGGUUUGCAAAAGCUGCAUCGUGAAGCACUUCUUCUCCAGCAACAGAUGUCCAACAUGCAGCAUCGUUGUGCACGAGACGCAGCCUCUUUACAACAUCAGGCCAGACAGACAGCUUCAGGACAUUGUAUAUAAAAUGGUUCCUUUCCUGGAAGAACUUGAAAGAGAAAAAAUGUGUAAUUUCUACAAAGAGAGGGGGCUCGCCAUGCCAAAACCAGUGUCUGUUUCACCUCAAGGUCCCAUUGUGCUGAAGAAAAGGAAAGAUAACUUUCACAGAGCCGUGUUCACCAUCCCCCCUGAGCUGAAUAUUUAUCUGCUCCUGGAGUUUGUUGGGGCUGAAAAUGGGAUCUCUGACUUUAAGCCUCUAGAAAGGCCGUACAUCUGCGUGUCGGGCGAAGCCACCAUCCGACACGUGGAGCUGUUCAUCCGGAGGAAGAUGGAGCUCAGCCCCAAGUGUCAGGUGGAUCUGGUUUGUGGAGAUCACCUCCUAGAUCAUCACCAGUCACUGAAAGACAUUAAGAAGUUUGUGGGUAAUGAAGCACUACAGGACGGUCUGCUGGUGCUUCACUUCGGUUUGGUCCUCCCCUGCCAGACUUGAGCAGGAAACUUGACCCGAGUCUUCACAGUUUCACCGGAUCAACGGCUCAGAUUCACCUCUUUUCUAAAUCCACUGAGGACGAUUAACAACCUGCAGCGACAAGCUUGAGUAUUUUUCCUUUUUUCUUGGACUUUGGUUGAAUCUUGGAGACGAUGUUCCAACAGAUCGGACCUCCAAACCGGUUCUGGAUCAAAUGAAGCAGUCAAGUCGAACGCACGCAUCCAUCUGUGCCUUUACCAAUAUUUAAUCAAUAUUUGAGAAGGCUCUGUAUAUUUUUGAAGCUGUAUGUUUGAUUGUGACUUGAUGUGAAUAAGAGAAAACCUUUUUAUGUUUGCGUUUAUGUUGAUGAUGAGUGGAAGUAAACUUCUGUCUGACCCUGAAAUGUUAAGGAAAGCCUUUAAAAAUGUGGAAAACACCUGAUAACUGAGAUAAUUUGCUCAGUAAAUGAAACAAGACUAACUUUUCUGUUGCCAGUUUCUCUCUUGGAGGCUUUUAGUCAACCAAGUUUAAUUGCUGCUGUUGAUAAAACGAGAAGAGAAGCAACAUCUGUCUAGUUUAUUCAUUUUCUCUGUGUUGGUGGUUUUUGGGUCAAUGUGUGAUCUACUUUUUAUUUAUUGACUGACUGCUUUGAUAAUAAAACAGUUUGCUUCAAAC